CCUGCGCAAAUAACCGACCCUGAAGUAAGUAGAUCACCGCGGGGCACUGUAGUGGUGUAGACGCCAGAAAGUGCGUGUGAGAGAUUUAUCAGCGUUGAGGGAGAAACGAAACCGAAACUGCUCCUGAACGAGCUAAGCUCUGGGCUCUAGAAGGAAUAGUCCGUGAAGCAGAGGCAUGGCUGAGGAGGACUCGGACAGCUCUCUCCAGGGUGUGUGCUGUAUUCUCUGUAAAACUGAUGAUGAGAAUAGAAUUACAGGACCUCUGCUGUCUAAAGAGGACAUCUCAGCACAUGAGAAUUGUAUGGUCUUUUCAUCAGGAAUCUACUGCAAGAACUCUCCGUCCUUUGAUGACUUGUGUGGCUUUGAUGUGGAAGAUGUGAAAGCUGAAUGCAGUCGUGGAAAGAAAUUAAAAUGCCACUACUGUAAGAAGAAUGGAGCUACUGUGGGGUGUGAGGAAAAAAAGUGUAAGCGUUCUUACCAUUACCCGUGUGCCAUAGCGGACCGUGCAAGAUGUGUGGAGGAAAAGUCUAAAGGCCUUUAUAUGCUCUACUGUCCAAAACAUGACCCAAAGCGUCCUAAAAAUUUUGAUUUGGCAAAUGAAUCAGAUUGUUCUGAUGCUGGCUCUAACACAUCAAAGACACCAAAACUAGACAACAGUCAUCAAGAAGCAUCAUCAGGGAAAUGCCACUACUGUAAGAAGAGUGGAGCUACUGUGGAGUGUGAGGAAAAAAAGUGUAAGCGUUCUUACCAUUACCCGUGUGCCAUAGCGGACCGUGCAAGAUGUGUGGAGAAAAAGUCUAAAGGCCUUUAUAUGCUCUACUGUCCAAAACAUGACCCAAAGCGUCCUAAAAAUUUUGAUUUGCCAAAUGAAUCAGAUUGUUCUGAUGCUGGCUCUAACACAUCAAAGAGACCAAAACUAGACAACAGUCAUCAAGAAGCAUCAUCAGGGCAGAAGGUCAGGGGUCAGAGGACAGUCACCCCAGUAAGAAAGAGCAGUAGAACAGGGUUGAACAAAGUAAACAGCGGGCAGCCAUUAUCUCAGAGCGAUUCAGUUAGUGCGCCUUCAAGGCCCCGAAACAAGAAGAGGCAGUUCGAAAUUAUUUUAUCUGAUUCGGAUACAGAAGUCACGCCCUUGAACAAAAAAAAGCCAGUCCGCCAGCUGGUUCUGCACACAGAGGAGGCAGGUCCUUGUGAUGAUAACCAGAUGAUUGCACCACUAGAUGAUUCAGAUUUGGAAAUCAUACCAGAAAAACAGCAAAGGGAAUCAACUCCAAUCCCUGAAGAUCAAAGAAACAAGACAAGGGAGGAGCCCAUCUCCUCUCCCAUAAAUAAUAAUGAUGAUAAUGAUGAUACAGACAUUGAAGAAAUUCAAGAAACUUACAAAGAGCCGGCCACAGCAGAAUCCCAGAGUAUGAUGGAGUCAGAGUUCCGGCAUGAGAGUGUACCACUCACCAUCAUUUCUGACUCAGGACCAUUUUCUAUUGAUUCAGAAAACAGCAUUGGCACCACUUCACCCUCUUUUGUGCCGGGACAGGCCGCUCCUCCUCCUAUGAGUAGCUCUCAUGGAUCUCUCUCAGCCCCUGAACCAGCAGCUACCGUCCCCACGCCCACCAUCACCACCUCAGUAAUAAACCCCCCUGAGCCUGACUGCCCCUCUGUUGACUCCCCGCCACUGGAGGGAGCCAGUGCUGCAGAGCCUGCUGACGUACCCAACCACGCUAUUCCUACAGUGCCCUCUCGUGGAGAGUCAGAUUUCAAGGAGGAACGUGAACAACCUGCCUGUACAGCAUCCAGGAACACACUCGCAUUAAACAUGUCACAUGACCUGCCAGAAAGCCAUGCCCCACCCAUAGAUCAUCCACUAAUCCGUGCUGCAUCACCAGGGUGCUCGACAUCAUCCACUCAAACCGCUAAAGGCAAGGAGGAAAGCCUAAGUGGAUCUGGUGCUGCCCUCUUCUGGAGGAGGUGUAAUGAGAUGGGCUGUACAAAGGCCAUAUUCUCAGAGCUCACCAAUCAAAUCAGCAGCCUGGCAGGGCGGGUGCAGUCCCAGCAUGCCACACAGCAGGAUUAUGCUGUAUCUCUUCGAAUCCUGAAAGCAUCAGGGAAGCUCCCAGCAUUAUUCCAACAACUAGACCAAGAUUUUGAGGAACAAGAGAGGGAGCUGAAGAGGAAGAGAGAGGCACUGAAGGAAGCCAGAGACCUGCUGAAGAAUCAUCCAAUUGAUGUUAAAAAUUAUACGUUGAAAAAUCAAAAACAAGAUGAUUAAUGUUUUUUUCCAAAUAAUGUCUUCAGUAAAUGGCAUAUGUUGUUUACUGCUUCUCAUUAUCUUGUUAUAAUCUACAGGUUUUUGAUACAAUCUUUUAAUUUCAGAUACCCCUAGACUAGGCUAAGACUAGGCUUAAUUCAAGUUAGCCGUGGGCUCUGAAUAGAUUUGUGUAUGUGUUGAUACUUGUAAUUUCCCAAAAGAGCACAUUAUUAUAGACCACCUUUGUCCCACAUUGAUCCCAUUUAGGCCCCAUGUUCAGUGUACAUCCAAAAAGGGGCUCAUGUUUACCCCCUCCUAGUCACAUUACUUACAGUACCUCCAUAUGUGGGUCAGCAUGGAGCCCAUGAACAAAAUUCUCUGGUUCUCAGUUGGGCUGCAGACACCCCCCACCCCCACCACAGGCCCCACAUGGGCAUGUUAUCUGGGAUGCUCUUAAUAUGAAGCUAAAUCUGGUCUUUAAGCUAAAAUCAUGCUUGUGCAUUUUGCACACAUUAUGCUUUAUCAUUCAUGCAGUAGAUGGUACUUCAACACUUGUCACUUUCCUGUAAUUUUUCUACCAUUUUCUAUUAAAAACAUUUUAAUUUGUUUAGAAUAUG
Molecule: messenger RNA, 2862 nt
Organism: Astyanax mexicanus (Mexican tetra)
Lineage: Eukaryota; Metazoa; Chordata; Actinopteri; Characiformes; Acestrorhamphidae
Gene: phf11
Product: PHD finger protein 11
Exons: 20
Coding region: 176-2266 (696 amino acids)
Cellular component (GO): nucleus
Molecular function (GO): histone binding; histone deacetylase binding
Source: RefSeq, a predicted model, not a curated record